Malurus melanocephalus (red-backed fairy wren) is the source of this 1503-nucleotide messenger RNA. RefSeq names its product unconventional myosin-If-like. The transcript has 13 exons. Gene Ontology annotation, molecular function: actin filament binding; ATP binding; microfilament motor activity. The record is from RefSeq and is a predicted model, not a curated record. Gene Ontology annotation, cellular component: microvillus; myosin complex; cytoplasm. Gene Ontology annotation, biological process: actin filament organization; vesicle transport along actin filament. The coding region runs from base 1 to 1503 and encodes 500 amino acids. NCBI's taxonomy places the organism in Eukaryota, Metazoa, Chordata, Aves, Passeriformes, Maluridae.
AUGGGGACACAGCGGUGCCAAGAGGAUGCGGGGGCGCGGAGGAUGCCACCGCCACCCUUCCCCUGCGCUGUUCCGGGCAGCAAGGAGCGYUUCCACUGGCAGAGCCACAAUGUCAAGCAGAGCGGCGUGGACGACAUGGUGCUGCUGGCCAAGAUCUCCGAGGAUGCCAUCGUGGAAAACCUCAAGAAGCGCUUCAUGGAUGAUUUCAUCUUCGUAUCCUCCCCCGGGCACCGGGACGGGAUUCAGGACGGGCACAGGGCUUUGUCAGGACUGUCCCCUGCAGGGACAGGAUUGGGGCUGACCGACAACAUGUACCGGAACAUGCUGAUCGACGGCGAGAACCAGUGCGUCAUCAUCAGCGGAGAAAGCGGCGCCGGGAAAACGGUGGCGGCCAAAUACAUCAUGGGSUACAUCUCCAAAGUGUCCGGGGGCGGAGAGAAGGUCCAGCAYGUGAAGGACAUCAUCCUGCAGUCCAACCCGCUGCUGGAGGCCUUUGGGAACGCCAAAACUGUCCGGAACAACAACUCCAGCCGCUUCGGAAAAUACUUCGAGAUCCAGUUCAGCCGGGGCGGAGAACCCGACGGGGGCAAGAUCUCCAACUUCCUGCUGGAGAAAUCGCGCGUGGUGAGCCAGAACGAGUGCGAGAGGAAUUUCCACAUCUACUACCAGCUCCUCGCAGGGGCGUCCCAAGAGCAGCGGCAGAAUUUGGGCAUCAUGAGCCCCGAUUAUUACUUCUACCUGAACCAGACCGACACCUACCAGGUGGAGGGCACCGACGACCGCAGCGACUUCCAUGAGACCAUGAACGCCAUGCAGGUGAUCGGAAUCCGUGGCGAGGACCAGCAGCUGGUGCUGCAGAUCGUGGCGGGCAUCCUGCACCUGGGAAACAUCGGCUUCCGUGAGGAGGGGAACUACGCCCGCGUGGAGAACCCCGACUCCCUGGCCUUCCCCGCCUACCUGCUGGGGGUGGACCAGGAGCGCCUCAACGAGAAGGUGACCAGCAGGAAGAUGGACAGCAAGUGGGGCGGCCGCUCCGAGUCCAUCACCGUCACCCUCAACGUGGAGCAGGCGGCCUACACCCGCGACGCCCUGGCCAAGGGGCUCUACGCCCGCGUCUUUGACUUCCUUGUGGAGGCCAUCAACCGGGCGAUGCAGAAGCCGUACGAGGAGUACAGCGUUGGGGUGCUGGACAUCUACGGCUUCGAGAUCUUCCAGAAAAACGGCUUUGAGCAGUUCUGCAUCAAUUUUGUGAACGAGAAGCUGCAGCAGAUCUUCAUCGAGCUGACCCUGAAGGCGGAGCAGGAGGAAUACGUGCAGGAGGGCAUCAAGUGGACACAGAUCCAGUACUUCAACAACAAGGUGGUGUGCGACCUGAUCGAGAACAAGCUGGUGAGUGGGGUCCCCGAGGCUUUUGUGUCCUACGACGUGAACGGAUUCUGCGAGCGCAACCGGGACGUGCUGUUCACGGACCUGAUCGAGCUCAUGCAGAGCAGUGAGCAGUGA